CAUUCUAUGUACGAGGAAUUUGUCGUGCUGUUCGGCUGGGACCUCAAGUCCUUGUGGCAAACCGCGAACCAGCAACACUGUUGUGCACUAUUUCAGGCAGGCAGAAUUGGAGCAGCCACCGAAUCGUACCAAUCCAUGAUGGAGAAGAGUGAUGAAGCUACGCAUAUCAGCUUAUGUGCUUGGUUCACUGCUCUCAAGCUCCAGUAAGAACG
Molecule: messenger RNA, 212 nt
Organism: Suillus paluster
Lineage: Eukaryota; Fungi; Basidiomycota; Agaricomycetes; Boletales; Suillaceae
Exons: 3
Coding region: 7-207 (66 amino acids)
Source: RefSeq, a predicted model, not a curated record